Coregonus clupeaformis (lake whitefish) is the source of this 4028-nucleotide messenger RNA. It is a transcript of the gene stat6, whose product is annotated as signal transducer and activator of transcription 6, interleukin-4 induced. Gene Ontology annotation, molecular function: RNA polymerase II cis-regulatory region sequence-specific DNA binding; DNA-binding transcription factor activity, RNA polymerase II-specific. Lineage: Eukaryota; Metazoa; Chordata; Actinopteri; Salmoniformes; Salmonidae. The transcript has 22 exons. The record is from RefSeq and is a predicted model, not a curated record. The coding region runs from base 449 to 2761 and encodes 770 amino acids. Gene Ontology annotation, biological process: cytokine-mediated signaling pathway; defense response; cell surface receptor signaling pathway via JAK-STAT.
AGCAGUUCGACUCUUCCGAAUAAUCACUCUAUUGCCGCAUUGCCUAUUAGUUGUUAGUUGAAUAUUACAUUUUACAGUCGAGGUAUAGAGACGUAUAACGGCUUAUGACUGUACAUGGAUUGUCGUAAAAACUGUAGUCCUACAGCAGUUUAUUUUGUUUACAUUUAUUCAACUGUCUUCACAGAAGGGAGAGAAGACUGGAGAGAAGAAACAGAAAGGAAGAGGAUUAUGCCGCAAAUCUUUUAAAAUGUUUAUAACGGACUUUUAUUGAGUUCGUGGACGGACUGAAGAACAGGGGGUUCCCCAACACUGGACAGGGUGAGAGUGACCCCAUAGAGCUGCUACCCAGGUGCUGCAGCUUCCUCUCCUGAAGUCUUCAGAAAGGGCGUCGUCUUGUCUUAGCGCUGGUCAGUGAGUCAACAAGCGCAGUAAAAAGCUCUGCUUCACCAUGGCACAGUGGAUGCAGAUGAAACAGCUGAUCCCCUAUCUGGCCCCACAGAUCCUCAACCAGCUCUAUACCCCCUCCUUCCCCUUGGACGUGAGGUGCUACCUGGCCAACUGGAUCGAAGAACAGAGAUGGGAGGACUUUGAGCCAGAGAAGGUAGACCAGGAGUCCCAGGCCGUGUCCCUGCUGGAUCAGAUAAUCUCCUGCCUACAGAGUCUGGCCGGGCAGAACCCCAAUGUGGUGGAGAGGAUGAGGCUGCAGCACAUCUCCAAGAACAUGAGUAUGUUCCGCUCCCAGCCCCUACAGCUGGUGCUGACUGUCAGAGAUGUCCUGAGGAAGGAGAGGGAGCUGCUCAGCAGGGCGUCUACCCAGAUCCCGGCCAUAGCCCACUUCUCUCAGGAUCCCAUGGCUGUAGCCCCCACCACCCGGGACGUGGACCUGCUGGUGCUAAAGGUGCUGGAUAUCCAGAACUGCAGACAGCAGAUCCAUCAGCUGCAGGAGGAGCUCAACUGGGAGAGGCAGAACUAUGAGUCCAUGCAGGGCCCCCUCCAGCCGACCCAGACCAAUGGGAUGGACCCCAGCAUGUCAGAAGUCACCAAACUGCAGACUAACAUCAACCAGCAUGAGUAUAAUGGCCAAGUCAUAGCCAAGAAGCGUAUACAGCUGCUCCAGGAGGCAGUGACCAGUCUGGAGAAGUGUCAGUCUCAUCUGAUCAGCAGGAUCAAAGCCUGGAGGUGGGAACAGCAUCAAGCUACUAUAGGACACCCCUUUGAUGACAACCUUAGCCCUCUGCAGACAUGGUGUGAGCAACUCCUGGGGGUGAACGGGAAGUUGAGACAGGAAGUGAUGCUGGCUGGGGAGCCAAUCCCAGAUUUGCAAGAAAGACUGAGACUUCUGCUGCAAACUAUAAUCCAGAGCUCCCUGAUGGUAGACAAGCAGCCUCCCCAGGUGAUUAAGACCCAGUCUAAGUUCUCCACAACGGUGCGCUACCUGCUGGGGGAUAAGGUGGCACCCGGGAAACCAGUCCUCAUCAAGGCUCAGAUCAUCACAGAGGCCCAGGCUAGAAACCUCAGACAGCUAGGCACCGUACCCAGUGAGAAUGUUGGCGAGUUGAUCAAUAACACAGCCAUUUUGGAACACACCUCCAGCAAGAGCACAUGUGCCACCUUCCGGAAUAUGUCUAUAAAGAAGAUCAAGAGAGCAGACAGAAAGGGGUCGGAGUCUGUGACAGAGGAGAAGUUUGCUCUCUUCUUCACCACAGAGAUCAGCAUCACUGGCUGUGACACUCCCUACAGAAUACAGAUGAUCUCUGUUCCCGUGGUGGUGAUAGUUCAUGGGAGUCAGGAUAACAAUGCCCUAGCAACCAUCAUUUGGGACUGCGCUUUCUCUGAACCAGACAGGAUUCCGUUUGUGGUUCCGGAGCGCGUUCCCUGGAAGCAGAUGUGCGUGACCCUGAACAGUAAGUUCAUGUCGGACGUCGGGACAGAGCGUUGCUUUGACAGCUACAACCAACACUUCCUGGCCCAGAAGAUCUUCGACAAGCCGGACAUAGCUGGAGACUACAGCAACAUGCUGGUGUCAUGGGCUCAGUUCAACAAGGAGAUGCUCCCCGGACGACCUUUCACCUUCUGGCAGUGGUUUGACGGUGUGAUAGAGCUUACCAAGAGGCACCUGAAGAGCUAUUGGAGCGAUGGGUUGAUAUUUGGUUUCAUCGGUAAGCAGCACCUCCACCUGAUCCUAAAGGACCGCCCUAAUGGAACCUUCCUACUGCGCUUCAGUGACUCUGAGAUAGGAGGCAUCACCAUCGCAUAUGUGGCUCCCUCCGAGAACGGGGGCCAGAAGAUCCAGAAUAUUCAACCGGCUACCAAAAGAGACUUGGAGAUCCGUUCCCUUGGUAACCGUAUUCGAGACAUCGACUUUAUCACACACGUGUAUCCAGAUCUGCCAAAGAAUGAUGUGUUUCGAAGAUACUACACAGAUAACCCGUUACCUCGGGAUACCUCGGGAUACCUUGUUGUCUCCAUCCAGACGAAAGUGGGAGUGGAACCCCUUUGUGACUCUCCUCAAUGCAGUGAAACCCCACAGGACCAUAAUUCCUCUCUCUAUUCCAUGGACCAGGGAAAUAGAGCCAGCGCGUCGCCGUUCUACUCUCUCUCUCCGCACCAGCAGACCGCCUUCCAGCCUGUCCCAGGGCCCCUACAGGGGAUGUACACUGACCUCUCAAGCCCCAACAGACUCUUUCCUGCAUCUAACUUGUCCCAGGGCCCGCCUACUGAGAUGGAGAUACAGGAGAUUCUAGACACAUUCUCUGAUUAGGAGGAGAGGAGGAGGAGGAAGAGGAAGAGUAGCCUAGUGGAGACAGUUUCUCAUCACUCACAGGACAGCAGCAGAUACCACCCUAUGUUCUCUCUAUGGAACUCAUAGAACAAUGAGGAACUCUAUGGAACUCUAUGGAAUUGGAAUUGAGAGAGACAAUAUGUUCUGAGAGACAGACAUUCAUUCUACCUACCUAUCACUCCUUUCCCCUAGUUCAGUGGUUCCCAACCUUUUCCUUCCAGGGGACCACCAGAUCUGGGAACCACUCCCUUAGUUUAUUAUAUAGACAUAUAUUAAAAGCCAUUAGAUCCUUCAUUUGGUAUGACUCUUGCCGAGGCUGUGGCCUGGCCUCUCGUCAUCACUUUAGCACCCAGUACCAAAUCUUGCAUGCGUGCUUGGUCUGGCCAGUUAAUAUUUUGUCUUUCUUCUUUGGGAUAACGGGUAUGAGACGUGCAUGUUAGGCAUUCCUACAGUACUUUCCUACACUUUUCUAUACAAUAAUCAUGUUUCCACUUAAAUAAGUAUUUCAGAAACGCACCGUUUUUGCAUAUGAACUGUUAUGGUGCUGGAUAUAAUGAAUAUGAGGUUAGAAAAAGUGUUACUUUAAGACACUAGCGUCAUUAUUAGUUGUCAAUAUGAUUGUUCACUAUGUAGUAGUUUGAUGAUUUAUCAUUGUUUGCUUUUAUGUACGCAUGAUUAUUCCUCAUUGCCUAGUAGAUUACAAGAGGACUUCCACACUUACAAGAAAUACUCUUUAUUCUAUUUGGGUCGCUAAUGCUUAAAAUUAAAAUAUCUUUACAUUUUAAAGUAUUCUUUCUAUUGUAAAUAACUUUGUUUUACCUAGUUUAAUGUCAGUAAUACAGAUGGUUGAUUUUACAUGGCCUCUUAUGCAGUCCAUUUCAUAACCUAACCUACCUUACAGUCACAGAAUAGAUUGGAAUUAAAUAAUUGAUUCAGGUGUAUCUGCGGGUGACGAGAUUAAAUAUAGUUCUUUCAGAUGAGUCGACACAGCUAUAUACUGUAAGUUAUUAUAACAGUAUAUAUAUAUAUAUAUAUAUUAUACAAAACAACAUAUUUUUCUAUUCAAUGCUUUGUUAUUUCUCUGCCAUUUUUACUACUUGACCUUUAAAUUAACAAUAGCUUUUGUUAUCUCUAAGGGAAUUUCAUAGACUACUUGAUGCAUUCUGUUUUAUUCUCAACUGUGAAAAUGUAUGUUGAUAUGUUGAUCAAACACGUAUUCAAAUAAUAAAAUCACAAUUAAAGAAGA